UUGGCGUUUGUUGAGGUUUGUUGGCCUUAAAGCAAGACUGAUGUGCUUUCUUGCCAAACAUUGACAUUUGAAGUGAGCCUACAUAUUAUUAUGUCUGAAGUGAACUUGAUAUAUGCCGCCUCUGGAUGACGUUACGCCUCACCUAUGUGUUACUUUCUCAGUUCAAUCUCACGUUCAAGUGAUGCAUGUAUCACUUUCCACCCACAGCUAUUUUGUUGCCCUACAUAGCUAACGGGGGGUGUUAGCGGUGGGAGUCCGUGAUGCUGCUUCCUGUCUCCAUUGCACAUCAGAAUUUCCCUUCUGCCCACCCACUUUCAUUUUGUAGUGUAUGAUGGGUUGUUCUAGUUCAGUGUGCUUCAGUCGUGUGCUAGUGUUGUGAGCUCGCGUGUCGAUGCAGCUGCUUUCACUAGUUCUCCUGAACUGAAGUGAGAACUGGAUGGUCAAGAGGUAAACUGGCAAAGAAACAAGUAUUUUGUAGACAUCCCACCACAGCGCACUUAUGAAGGUGUUGAGUGGCCACGUUGUGACAAAAUCACAGGCUGAGGACAGCAUGGACCUAUUCAUCAUCGCAGCCCCAGCUGUUCAUGUGAAUUCGGGACCCUCCCCGUUUCAGCAGGCAUCUGAGAGCAACUUGAUCAACUCCUCCCACGCUGAAAAUAUCAACAGAAGGCGUUGGAGGAGGCUUUUCCGGCGAGUGCAGAGGAAAAACAUGGAUUCUGAUUGUGCUCCUCCACCACAAAAAAAGAUGCUCUUUGGACGAGCUCUGUCAGACAUUUGUGAAAAAGAUGACAGUCCUCCCAGACCCAUCAUGGACAUUCUCUCAGUGUUGUGGAGAAAGGGACCACACACCAUUGGACUGUUCAGGAAAGCUGGCAAUGCCAAGCGUCUGAAAGAGAUCAAGGAGCAGCUCAACAGCGGAGCAGAAGUGGAUCUGAAAGAUGAGCCUGUGAUUUUACUCGCUGAUCUCCUCAAGGACUUCCUGAGGCACCUGCCUGACAGUUUACUGAUAGUGGAGCAGUACAAGGCCUGGAUGGCAGCAAUGGAAAGACAAGAUGUACAUGACAGAUGUACUGAGCUCCGAAUGGUGAUUAAUAAGCUUCCAGAGCCCAAUAUUCAACUCCUGAAACACUUGAUUGCUGUGCUGUACCGCAUAAGUCUCAAGGCUGAAAUAAACAAGAUGGAUUCCAGCAAUUUAGCUGUCUGUGUUUCACCCAACUUGCUCCAAGCUGACAGGGUGGAAGUGGUGAAAAACGUGUCGAACCUGACUCAGUUCCUCAUUGACAACUGCGGUGAAAUAUUCAGUGAGGAUAUACUGACACUUCUUGGGGACUCGGAUGAGGAAGAGCUCAGUGAUAACCAAGAUUCAAUGUCCUCGCUCCAUCAUGAUUCUGCCUAUGACAGCAAUGACCCUGAUGGGAGCUUCACAGACAUGCAUGCCAUCCAUUCUGAUGCUGAAGAGAAAACUCUGAAUCACUUUGAAGCCUCCUCCUGCCCUGUAGGGAGAAACACUCCUAAACCUUUCAUUCGCAGGUGCUCUGAGCCAACGUUUGGCUUCAACAAGAGUGCUCGAAACCAGAGCGCCUUAACAAGGAGUCAAACAGAGAUGGACUUUUACGACCAUCAUUUGACAAAACAAAUAUCGGAUGAGUGUGUUUUGUUUAGGACGGGCAGCAGGGUGUCGAAUGAGCAGAGGAACACCUGUGUUUUGCCUUCUGGUGAACAUCAUCUCCAGAAUAAAGAAUCUAAAGACUCUUGCUCUUCCUUGGAGAGCACCUUCUCCAGUGCCUCAGAGAACUCCAUCCAGACCAGCUCUCCUAUCAUCUCCUCAUCCACCCAGCGACGUGCCCUCCUGCGCAAACAGUCCUUCCCCACACGUCUAGCGGCGCAUGGAAGUGAGGCCACCAAAAAACGCUCCCAAUCAAUGAAGGCCUCAAGCUCUCGGAACAAGACAAGCUUUUCCCAAGGUGCCAGCAAACGAGUUGAGAAAGCUUUACGCCAGAGCCAGACUCUGCCUGAGGUGCUUCUUCUUGACAGGACUUUUCUCACACCACAAAAGCCCUGCUGUUUGUCGAGCGAGGAAGUGUUUCAUCAGGUGGACAGCAGGAUUCCAAGUAAGCCUCCGUCCUAUGAGCAGGCCAUUCAGGACAACGCCCACAUGCCACUUUCACAUCGUAGCUCAUUGACUGUUGAGGCUGCCAGGUGUCUGUCAAAGAACACAUGCUGUCAGUCCACAUUCCCAACUGCGGAAACAUCAGAUUCCUGCUCAGUAAAAGACUGUAGCGAAGGUGGAGAGAAGAGUCCGACUUUGACUGCACCUGCAACUUCAGCACAGUCAGGACAGGGGUCCAUUUCUGUGGCUAUGUAUGAAGCAUGUAGCACCACACUGUCACAAUGUCGUGGUCAGCAAAUGCUGGGCACUGUGAAUGUGAGAGAGUCGUAUGUGUGACUUAUGUUAAGUUCUUUGCAUCUAUGAUCUGUGGUUUUGCUACAGAUGUGUCAUAUUUCGUCAAACUGCUUUGUGUAAUAAAGCAGGCAUUAGAGCAACUUUGGCUUCUACACCCUUAAAAAGUGGUUCUUCAGUGGUUCUUUAAUGAA
Molecule: messenger RNA, 2595 nt
Organism: Colossoma macropomum (tambaqui)
Lineage: Eukaryota; Metazoa; Chordata; Actinopteri; Characiformes; Serrasalmidae
Gene: tagapa
Product: T cell activation RhoGTPase activating protein a
Exons: 10
Coding region: 500-2446 (648 amino acids)
Biological process (GO): signal transduction; regulation of Rho protein signal transduction
Molecular function (GO): GTPase activator activity
Source: RefSeq, a predicted model, not a curated record